This is a messenger RNA of Gaeumannomyces tritici R3-111a-1, 1790 nucleotides long. RefSeq lists its product as hypothetical. The transcript has 3 exons. The record is from RefSeq and is a predicted model, not a curated record. Bases 1176 to 1592 code for a protein of 138 amino acids. NCBI's taxonomy places the organism in Eukaryota, Fungi, Ascomycota, Sordariomycetes, Magnaporthales, Magnaporthaceae.
UGUGACCUCAACAACUCUGAGGCGGCGCUUGCUCUUCCAGCGUGCUUCGAACCGUCACAAGGGGCGCCACGCAUACACACACACACCCCCCGCCCUUCAGCUGAACUGGCAAUCAAGGCGAGGCCGCAAAGCUGCUGCACCAGUUCCUGAUUUGCCACCAACGAGUUUACAGUUCUUACGUGCAGACGCAUGGCUGGACCAGGAACGAGCCACCAUGGGCUGCUGAACGUCAGGUCUAGACCCGGGGUCUCAGUAUCCAAGCUGGUGCGGGCUCGGCUUCUGCGAACAACAAAACAAAGCAGCGAGGGGGUUUUCGCGAAACGCCCCCUGCUCACUCUCCUCCCGGUGGUUGCGGUCCGCCACCGCCCGCUGCGAGGCCUAUGGCGGAAAUGUACCGGUGCGUGCCUGCGCGCGGCUGCAAGGCCUGCCACGAGGUCCCAAAGGCAAGGGCGCGGUGGCGCCGGGAAGGUUGCGUGCGCUACCGCCACCGAGGCGGGCCUUCAGCUGCGAUGAGGUAUUAUGCUUCGAGGCACUUGCCUGUGUCUCCCCUGGCUGCAGGUAAUCGACAGCAACAGCAGGCGGCAGGCUUCUCGAUUGGGACGCCCGUCCAAGGCUCCUACGGGGCUGUCUCCCAACUUGGUUUUCGCGAUCCAAACGUGUUGGCGGGAAUGGUAAUCUUUGUCGUUGGCACGCGGUGGUCGUCCUUGCUCGUCCGUCGUGUCGUCCAAACUUGCAGAGAAGCCUGUCCAGGUCGGACGAAAUAAACAAAAGAUGAGAGCAAUGACGCGACUGGCUGCACCGCCAGCUUCCAGGAUUUUGCCGCGCCAGGUGCCGUCAAAAUGAGCCACACCUGCUGGAGCUCUAGCCUGCCUAUCACCGCGCGAAUGACGUAUUGCAGCCUGGGCGCGAAGCCACAAUUCGACGCUGGCCUUUGACGGCAUCUAUUUCGCAACAUCAGGUUUUUGGGCAUAUUCACGUGUGGUUAUUCUAUCAUAUAAUCACAGCUUAUCGCCGCCGCGCUUGACAUAGUUUGAUCUAGCUUUCCCAAUCUAGGGAAGCUGAGUCCACGACGCCUUGUAAUUGUGCGAAUCACAUCACGCCUCCUUGCAUCGCAACCGAUCUCGCCAAUUCCCCUCACCGAAACCAAGAAACUCUAUCAGUCCCAGUCAAACACCAUGGAAGGCGUAAAAAAGACGUACAACGAGCAGUACGAGAAGUGGGUCCCAUGGCUGGAGGACAUCUUCCUGCGGUACUUUACCAAGGACAACAAGGCCUCUUACACGGCCAAAGAUAACCUCAGCAAAACCAAGGUUACGGGCGUCAAGGAGGUUGACACCCUCCAGGACGGCGUCAACAACACCGUCGGCGACCAGCUGGGCCAGGAGGGGCUCGCCCGCCCCGUCGGCGACCUGGUCUCCAAGGAGGGCCUCAACCGGUUCGAGCGCCAGGGCAAGGACGAGCAGGGCCGGUACGUCGGGCCCUCGACUGUGACGCAGGCCGGCCAGUCCGUCGCCGGCGCGGCCAAGACGGGCGCCGAGUCUGUUGGCGGCGCCGUCGGUGGCUUGUUUGGAGGCUCCGGCUCAAAUAAGUGAUUCUAUCAGAGGGGUGUCGGAAAGUUUUAGCUUCUGUUCUCGGAUGCAUCCGGUUGUUUUACUAAGCUCUGUAAUAUCAUAUGUAUAUGUCUUUUGUCUGUCUUCCUUCUAGCUGGCAGCUUCAUCUAACAAUUCUUCCGGCCUCUUUUAUAAAAUCGACUUCACAAUGCCCGUUGGAUAAAUAAAUGAUUCCUUACA